AUGAAGUGGCUUCUGUUGGUCCUGGUUUGCCUCCACCUCUCAGAGGGGAUUUUCAGAAUUCCCUUGAAGAAGGGUAAGUCCAUCCGGGACACCAUGAAGGAGAUGGGCAUUCUGGAGGAGUUCCUGAAGACCCACAACUAUGAUCCUGCAAAGAAAUAUCACUUCAGGGAUUUCAGUGUGGCCUUUGAACCCAUGGCUUACAUGGAUUCUUCUUACUAUGGGGAGAUUAGCAUCGGGACUCCACCCCAGAACUUCCUGGUCCUCUUUGACACUGGCUCCUCCAACCUGUGGGUGCCCUCCAUCUACUGCCAGAGCCAGGCCUGCAGUGGCCAUGCCCGAUUCAACCCCAGCCAGUCUUCUACCUACUCCACCAAUGGACAGACCUUCUCCCUGCAGUAUGGCAGUGGUAGCCUCACUGGCUUUUUUGGCUAUGACACCAUGACAGUCCAGGGAAUUCAGGUCCCCAACCAGGAGUUUGGCCUGAGUGAGAAUGAGCCAGGCACCAAUUUCAUCUAUGCUCAGUUUGAUGGCAUCAUGGGCAUGGCUUACCCUGCCCUGGCUGUUGGAGGGGCCACCACAGCCCUCCAGGGCAUGCUGCAACAGAAUGUCCUUACCAACCCCAUCUUCAGCUUCUACCUCAGCAACCAGCAGAGCUCUCAGAGCGGGGGCGAGGUUAUCUUCGGAGGUGUCGACAACAGCCUGUACAGUGGUCAGAUCUACUGGGCACCUGUCACCCAGGAGCUCUACUGGCAGAUUGGCAUCCAGGAGUUCUCCAUUGGAGGUCAAGCUACUGGCUGGUGCUCCCAGGGUUGCCAGGCCAUUGUGGACACCGGCACCUCCCUCCUCACUGUGCCCCAGCAGUACAUGAGUGCUUUCCUUCAGGCAACAGGAGGCCAGCAGGAUCAAUAUGGACAGUACGUGGUAGACUGCAAUAGCAUUCAGAACCUCCCCACCAUCUCCUUCCUCAUCAAUGGAGUGCAGUUCCCUCUGUCACCAUCUGCCUACAUCCUCAAUAAUAAUGGCUACUGCACCGUAGGGAUCGAGCCCACCUACCUGGCCUCCCAGAAUGGCCAGCCCCUCUGGAUCCUUGGAGAUGUCUUCCUCAGGUCAUACUAUUCUGUCUAUGACAUGGGCAACAAUAGGGUGGGCUUUGCUACAGCUGCCUAGACUGACUGGCUGGCUGCCCAAACAUCCUCCUUCCUAGUCCCGAUUCUCACCCUGUAUCUCUUCCCUGGGCUGAGCCCUCCCCUCUACUGC
This is a messenger RNA of Gracilinanus agilis (Agile Gracile Mouse Opossum), 1257 nucleotides long. It is a transcript of the gene PGC, whose product is annotated as progastricsin. The transcript has 9 exons. Gene Ontology annotation, biological process: proteolysis. Lineage: Eukaryota; Metazoa; Chordata; Mammalia; Didelphimorphia; Didelphidae. Bases 1 to 1167 code for a protein of 388 amino acids. The record is from RefSeq and is a predicted model, not a curated record. Gene Ontology annotation, molecular function: aspartic-type endopeptidase activity.